Nerophis lumbriciformis (worm pipefish) is the source of this 1689-nucleotide messenger RNA. The record is from RefSeq and is a predicted model, not a curated record. Lineage: Eukaryota; Metazoa; Chordata; Actinopteri; Syngnathiformes; Syngnathidae.
AUGUUUGCCUGUUGCAUCUUGUUCGUGUUGGUGUGUUCGGUGGGCUGCAACCCCAACCCGCUCGGCGAUGUAGUCGUGAACAGGCAAUUUAUCCCACCAACUUGUACGCGGCAAGCCCAAGACGGAGAUCAAGUUCGGUAUCACUACAACGCCACUUUUCUCGACGGAAAAACGUUCGAUUCCAGUUACCAGCGAGGGGCAGCCAAGGUGGGCCUUCUCGGGGAGGGUCGCCUGAUUGCAGGCAUCGAGAAAGGCCUGAUGGGGAUGUGCGUCAACGAGCGUCGGAUGAUCACCGUCCCUCCGCACCUGGCCUACGGCAGCACCGGAGCAGGCGACGUGAUCCCUCCGGACACGACGAUUGUCUUCCACGUCCUUCUGUUGGAUUUGUGGAACAAAGCGGACCUGGUGGUCACUAAAACCAUUAGCACCCCCAAAGAUUGCAAACGCUCAGUGAUGCGUAGUGACUUUGUGCGCUACCACUACAACGGCACUCUUCUGGAUGGCACCACAUUUGACUCCAGCUACGUGCGGAAGCAGACUCGCGACUCCUUGGUGGGCGAGGGAUGGCUGGUCAAAGGCAUGGAUGAGGGCCUUCUGGGCAUGUGCGUGGGCGAGAUCCGCCAUAUCGUCAUCCCGCCUUUCAAAGGCUAUGGAGAAAAAGGCUCAGGAGUGGAGAUUCCCCCCCACGCCACUCUGGUGUUUGAUAUCCUGUUAGUUGACGUCCACAAUCCUAAAGACAACAUCACAGUGGAGGAGCAGACAGUGCCGGAGUCGUGUGAUCGCCGGACCGUGGCAGGGGAUUACAUCCGCUACCACUACAACGGAACCUUCCUGAACGGCGUCACCUUCGAUACCAGCUACCAGAGGAACACCACAUACAACACGUACAUCGGAAUGGGCUACGUGAUCGCAGGUAUGGACCAGGCCUUGUUGGGGGUCUGCAUGGGUGAGCGAAGGAGGGUCAUCAUCCCGCCGCACCUGGCGUACGGACAAGGCGGAGCGGGUAAUGUGAUCCCACCUUCCGCCGUACUGGUCUUUGACAUCCACGUCAUCGACUUCCAUAACCCGAGCGACCAAGUGGACGUUCAGGUCCUCCACCGACCCCCGGCAUGCAACCUGACCACAGAGGUGGACGACCUGGUCCACUACCACUACAACUGCACCCUGGUGGAUGGCACACGCCUCUUCUCUUCACACGAUUAUGAGAACCUCCAAGACGCCGUGUUGGGCUCGGACAAGGUGAUCGAUGGGCUGGAACAGGCUUUGCGGGGCAUGUGCGAGGGGGAGAGGCGGCUGGUCACCGUGCCGCCUCAUUUGGGUCAUGGAGAAAAAGGAGCCCCGGGAGUGCCUAGCAGCGCCGUGCUGAUGUUCGACAUUGAGAUGGUGCGCGUGCAGAAGGGCGUGCCGCCGGGUUAUCUGUUCGUGUGGCUUCAGGACACGCCCGAGGAUCUCUUCCAGGCCAUGGACGUCAACAAGGAUGGCGCUGUGCCCCAAGAAGAGUUCGCAGACUUCAUCAAGCUGCAGGUGUUGGAAGGUAAAGGUCGGCUGAAGCCCGGGGCGGCUGCCGAUCAGGUGAUCGCCGACAUGUUCGCCAACCAGGACCGCGACAAGGACGGCCGCAUCACGGCCGAGGAGCUCAAGCUGAAGGUGGACGAGGAUAAGGAGCGAGCGGCGCACGACGAACUGUGA